AUGCCUGUCUUAUUCAAGCUCUUCAUUUUUAGCGUCUUGCUUUCCCUGGUGGUGGCUGUGCCACUCACCAAACGCUCGUUCAAAGUCGAACGGGUCAGGAAUCCGAACUUCAAGGGACGCAAUGGCCCCAGGGAGCUGUUGAAGGCGUAUCGGAAAUACCGAAUGCCAGUUCCACAACCCCUACUUGAUGCCAUGAACAACCAGAGCAACGGCACCACACCAACAAUCACAUCAAUUACCCAGGCAGACACCUCCGAGAGCGAAAGCCUGCGGCUAGACGCUACCGGUGGCAGCAGUACAGCAGCGGCGGCAGGAACGGCUACUGGUGCUGUCACGGCCACCCCUGAACAGGACGACGUCGAAUAUCUUGCUCCAGUCACCAUUGGCGGUCAAACCAUCAACCUCGACUUCGACUCGGGCUCAUCCGAUCUGUGGGUCUUCAACACACAACUUAGCCCCCAGUUAACAGCUGGCCAUCAAGUCUACAACCCUGCUGCAUCCAAGACCUUCAAAUUGCUACCGGGACAUACCUUUGAAAUCAGCUAUGGAGAUGGCUCUGCUGCUGCCGGGAAUGUCGGUACCGACGUGGUGGAGAUUGGCGGUGUUUCUGUCCAGAACCAGGCUGUCGAGCUUGCCACCAAAGUUACCCAGACAUUCAUCCAAGAUACCCAGAACAAUGGCUUGCUCGGCCUUGCCUUCUCCAAGCUCAAUACCGUCCAGCCUCAGCAGCAAAAGACCUUCUUCGACAACGUUCUCCCCUCUCUCGCCGAGCCCGUCUUCACUGCCGAUCUCCGCCAUAAUGCUGUCGGUGCUUAUGAAUUUGGCCGCAUUGAUAACACAAAGUUCACGGGACAGUUGGCAUGGAUUCCCGUCAACACAGCUAUGGGCUUCUGGCAGUUCACGACAUCUGCCUUCUCCGUUGGAAACGGCCAGUCUGUGAAAGUGAAACCGGCACAGGCUAUUGCCGAUACGGGCACCACUCUGAUGCUCGUUUCCCAAUCAGUGGCCAACGCCUAUUAUAGCCAGGUCCAAGGAGCGAAGAACGAUCCAAACGCGGGAGGAAUUACAUUCCCCUGCAACACAAACCUUCCGGAUCUCUUUGUGGAUGUGGGUGGGCGGUAUAUGGCCCGCAUCAAGGGCGAUGACAUCAGAUUCUCCCAAAUCGAUGCCACCACUUGCUUUGGCGGUGUUCAGCCCACGACAUCUGCGUUGGAAAUCUGGGGAGACAUCUUCUUCAAGUCUCAAUUUGUCGUUUUCAACGGCGGUAACAAUACGCUCGGCAUGGCCCAACAUGUGUAG
This is a messenger RNA of Neurospora hispaniola, 1299 nucleotides long. Its product is annotated as penicillopepsin. Gene Ontology annotation, molecular function: aspartic-type endopeptidase activity. The coding region runs from base 1 to 1299 and encodes 432 amino acids. Gene Ontology annotation, biological process: proteolysis. The transcript has 2 exons. The record is from RefSeq and is a predicted model, not a curated record. Lineage: Eukaryota; Fungi; Ascomycota; Sordariomycetes; Sordariales; Sordariaceae.